Molecule: messenger RNA, 4071 nt
Organism: Helianthus annuus (common sunflower)
Lineage: Eukaryota; Viridiplantae; Streptophyta; Magnoliopsida; Asterales; Asteraceae
Exons: 23
Coding region: 1-4071 (1356 amino acids)
Source: RefSeq, a predicted model, not a curated record
AUGGAUGAAAACACUGUUACUUUCUUAAACAAUCUUGAUUGGAGAUCCAAGCUGUUUACCAUCAAGGUCAAGGUGUUAAGACUUUGGAUUCGUGUGAAUCCAAAGAGAGAAGGAGAAACCCUUGGUAUUGAAAUGGUGGUCAUGGAUGAGCAGGGUACCAGGAUGCAGUGUGAGAACUUUGAUGGAAGUGUAUAUGGUAUUCGGUUAGCAUCAUUUGAGUCCAUUAAAGCCGGUGAAGUCGAUGUCAAGUAUCGAGUUGAUUAUAUUGGAUAUGUAGAUGAGUGGUCUGAACCAGAAAUGACCAAAACGAAGAUGGGAAAAGAUAGCAAAUUCAUGAACUUGCAAUUGCUGGAUGAAGAGGGUAUCAAGUUAAACUGCACUUUAUGGGAUGAGUACUGCGAUGAGAUGUUUGGUUACAUUCAGAGCCAUAAAGAAGUUCAUGUUGUUCUGCUUGUGCAGUUUGGUAGUUUCAACAAGUAUAAAGGGAAGACAACGCUAUCUAAUGCUUUCCAUAUAACAAGGCUAUUUAUCAAUGCUGACAUAGAGGAGAUUCGUUCAUUCAGAACCAAGUUUGUUGAGAAGAUAUGUAAAACAUCCUCUGAUGGUCAGAAAUCAAUUGGUUCAUCUGGAAGCACAAGUGUUGCGGAUGAUUUUUUAGUGAAGCAUCCUUUUUCCAAUUUCCGUGAUAUUACGCUCUUGGAUAAGCCUUGUGAGGUCAUAGUUCUUGGUACGAUCAUGGGUGUGGAUGAUAAAGAUGAUUGGUACUACCUUGGUUGUGAGGAGUGCAAUCGGAAGGUGGAGACAACUUUGGUCAUUGAGGAGGCUGAAGACGGUGCUGAGGAACUGAAGUUUAAACAGGAUUCGAUUAGAGUACAAGAUUAUGCAGCUAUUGCCUCUUUGACUUUGUUUGACCGUGAAGCUAGAAAAAUGUUGGUAAUGACUGCAAUUCAAUUGCUUGAGAAGUCAAGAGUGGAUCAGGCAUCUUUGGAAGAGAAAACCAUUCCCUAUCAGUUUAGAGCAUUGAAUGAUAAAAUUAUGCUUUCAAGAUUCAAGUUGGUCAAAUUAAUAUUGACAACCAUAUUGAUGUUGUCACAGCUGCUGAUGUUUCACUUAGUGAUUUAUCAACUCAAAACCCUUUUUGCUCUAAAGGAUGCUGUGGAUUCUAUUGGUGAUAGCUUCACACCCGAUUGCACAUCUAAAGAUUGUUCUAAGACUUCGUCUGCGGAAUUGAAGCGUAACCUUGCUGACGUGUAUGAAGUUGAAGAAAGCACCUCUCUAUCAUCAACAAAGGUUAAAAAGGCUGAUGUCUCGGAUGUCCAAAUUGAUGAGGAAACGAUUCUGCUGUAUAUGCCUAAACUUGCAAAGCCUCAAACUUUACCUUCAUUUCCACUUCCUACUGGUGUUCAACCUUCCAAUAGUAGUGUUGGUAGAAGUCCUUUGUCUAACAUUACGAAUGUUGAUCCUAAUCAAGUUGAGCAUCAAGACUAUGUUGAACGUAGAAAGUUAAGGAAACUGUAUUUGGAUAAUAAAAGAAAAAAUGCAAAUAAUAAAUCUUCCACUUCACAAAACGUCAUUCGUUCAUCCAACGUUUCAGUAUCCGAUACAAAUGAUUGCCGUGUCGUAACACCAAUUCAUUCAUCCUCUUAUAACAAUACGAUGGAUGGGCUUGCUUAUAAUGAUGUUGAGCAUCAAAAAUCAGCUGAACGAAGAAAAUCAAAGAAAGUACAUUUGGAUAAUAAGAGACAUAAUGUGACUAACAAAUUUUCCACUUCACAAAACGUAAUUCGGUCAUCCAAUGUUUCAGUACCCGAUACAAAUGAUUGCCGUGUCGUAACACCAAUUCUUGUAACUGGAAGAAGUCCAUUGGCUAAUAUUACAAACGUUGCUUCUAAUGAUCUUGAGCAUCAACAAUCAGCUGAACGAAGAAAAUAUAGGAAAUUACAUUUGGAAAAUAAGAGACAUAAUGUGAGUAACAAAUCUUCCACUUCAAAAAUCGUUACUCGGUCAUUCAAUGUUUCAGUAUCCAAUACAAAUGAAUGCCGGAUUGUAACACCAAUGAGUUCAUCGUCUUAUAUCCAUACCAUCGAUCCACGUUGUUUACCAACCACACCUAUAACAAGUCCGUCUGAAGCAUCUACUUCAGGUGUCAAGAGGAUACAAAGAGGUAAACAAAGGUUGUCUACUAAAGGUCGCUGCGUAUAUCCUGUUCCAAUGGUUGAUUUAUCUUCCGUCGAUCAUAUUAUUCCUAAAAAAAUUGUUGAAGAUCCAUAUAAAGGCGUUUCUAACAAUUAUUUGGAUCAUGGUGAUCAAGUAGUUGUAUGUGACGUAUGUAACGCUAAGUUGUGGAAAGUUGAAGCCGGAAAAGGAAGGGUUUACUUAGGAAGAAAAUCUUACAUGCUUUGUUGUGGUUAUGGAAAUGUACAUCUUCCUAAUUUUAAAGAGACGCGUCAGGAAUAUCAAAAUCUUUUCAAGAGUUUAGACGACAAGAGCAAGCAUUUCUUACUAAAUAUUCGUCGUUUUAAUUCUAUGUUUUCGUUCACUUCAAUGGGUGGUAAAGUUGAUUCGAAAAUCAAUAGAGGAAAUUCUCCAUAUGUAUACCGAAUUAGUGGCGAGAAUUAUCAUACACUGGGAACUCUUCUUCCUAACGAAGGUGGUGAACCAAAGUUUGCACAGCUUUACAUAUACAACACAGAUAAUGAAUUCUGUAAUCGCAAAACCGUAUUUAGUAACUCAAAGAAACCAGCUUCUGCAACUUCUGAUUUGCUUGACACUGAACUAAUAGAGUACCUUAAGCUGAUUUUAGAUUCAAAUAAUCAGCUUGUGAAAACCUAUAGGCAUGUACGAGAUCAGUUUGUUGAUAAUCCUCACGCUAACUUAAAAUUACGGCUUAAGGCAAAUAGGUCUAAAGAUGGUCGUACAUACAACCUACCGACAUCGUCCGAAGUUGCUUCGCUUAUUAGGGUUGUUGAGUCAAAGAAAGAUGGUCUACAACGUAUUAGCGAGCUUCAUCCAUCGUAUCUCGCGCUUCAGUAUCCAUUGCUUUUCCCUUUUGGUGAAGAUGGUUACUGGGUUGAUAUUCUUCAUAGAGAAGGAAGGGCAUCAACGAAGAAGAAAGAGUCAAAAUAUACAAUGAGAGAGUAUUUUGCUUACCAUGUUCAAGAUAGAGUCAGUCAUUUCUCUUUGAUUCUCAAUGCUCGAAGACUUUUGCAACAGUUCUUGGUUGACGUGUAUACGAUGAUUGAAAGUGAACGAUUACUAUUCAUACGUCUGCAGCAAAAUAAUCUGAGAUCUAAGACAUAUGAGAACCUUAGAAAGCUUGGACAAAAUGGUAAUCCAGAUAUGUCAAACGUUGGCACACGCGUACUACUACCGUCUUCGUUUACCGGUGGAUCGCGUUAUAUGAGGGAGAAUUAUUAUGAUGCGAUGGCCAUUUGUAAAUGGUUUGGCUACCCUGAUUUUUUCAUUAGGAUCACGUGUAAUCCGAAAUGGCCGGAGAUUAAAAGAUUUCUGAAGAACACGAACAUUAAUCCCGAGGAUAGACCGGACAUUUUAUGCCGAUUGGUCAAAAUUAAGCUUGACGCAAUCAUGAAAGACUUGCGAGAGAAAUCUUUAUUCGGCAACGCAUCGGCAGUUGUCUAUACCAUAGAGUUUCAGAAACGAGGUCUACCGCAUGCCCAUAUAUGUCUGUUCUUAAACGACGAAAGCAAGCUUCCUUCGGUUGAGCAUGUUGACAACUUUAUUUCUGCCGAGAUACCAGACAACAACAUAGAUCCAGAUCUAUAUACUCUUGUCAGCGACUAUAUGAUUCACGGACCUUGUGGUGUUGCAAAACCAAAUUGUCCGUGUAUGGUCGACGGUAACUGUUCAAAGAAUUUUCCUAAGAAGUUCUGUGAUCAGACUACUCUAGAUUUGAAUGGUUAUCCUGUCUAUAGACGUGCCGAUUCAGGUUUUUUUGUUGAGAAAUCUGGUAUUCAGCUUGAUAACAGAAGCGUGGUUCCGUAUAGCAAAACCCUAUUGAGACGUUAUCAAGCACACAUUAACGUCGAAUGGUGUAACCAGGUGAAGGGGUAA